GAGCCAAGACGUCAUAUCUUUCAUUUGAUCCAAGGAGAACAGCAGUGCUGCUCCUUAAAACACCCUGCUGUUGGGUGAUUGUUCUAAUGGGGAUGCAGGGACUGGUUUUGCUCAGUUUUCUCUUGUCAGGUGGAAGUCUUUGUGUCGCUUCGCAAAGCUUUAACAUCAGCACCACUCAAAUUCCAAACAAAACAGUGCAAACACGCCAAGAGCCGUCCACAUUGCCGCAAACAACAGAUCAUCAUUCAAAGAGGACGGAGCAGAGCGAUCCAGGAGGUUUCCCUGCCAGACAGCGGCUCUGGAUCCACCAGCUACGAAGGCCUGUUGUUGAGGAGCAUGUGCAAGACCCGCAGGGACCGGAGGCAACCGGGCUUCUGCAGCCAAGACUCCAAAAUGAUAUGUUUGAGACUAUAAUACUAGGUCCAGAUCUCAACCCGCCUGCUGAGCCUGAUCCAAAGCUGCUGGUUGACUUGGAGGAGCGGGUGCCUGUGCCAGCUGACAGCGUGGCGGUGCACUGUGGCGAGGGAGAGGUCGUCGUAGAGGUCAAGCAGAACUUCUUGGGAAACAAUCAGCUGAUACGUCCAAGUGAUCUGACCUUAGGAGGCUGCGGCCUGCUGCACGUCGCUGACCACAUGCUGCGCUUCCGGGCAGAGCUGCAGGAAUGUGGCAGCACCAUGAAGAUGACAGACGAAGCCCUCAUCUACGCCUUCUCCCUGGUCUACUCUCCAGCACCGGUUGGCAGCACCUCCAUUUUUAAGACUAACCCCGUGGAGGUGCUAAUUGAAUGCCACUACACAAGGAGGCACUACGUGAGCAGUGACGCCGUGGUGCCUCAUUGGCAGACGUUUGCCUCCAGCGUGUUAACAGAGUGGCAGCUCCACUUCUCCCUGCGGCUCAUGACGGAGGACUGGCAGUCCCACAGGCCCACCAGUGUUUACUUCCUGGGUGAUGUAAUGCACAUUGAGGCCUCAGUCCUCCAAGGCCAUCAUAUUCCACUGAGGGUCUAUGUAGACAGCUGUGUGGCUACCUUGGACCCUGACCCCAAUUCUCAACCGGGGUACACCUUUAUCAACAAUCACGGGUGUCUCGGAGACGCUAAGCUGACGGGAGCCAAGUCCUACUUCAUGCAGAGAAGCCGCGAGGAUAAACUCGCUUUCCAGCUGAAAGCCUUCAAGUUCCACAGAGAUCACAGGAAUUCUAUUUACAUCACAUGUCAGCUGACAGCGACCGCAAUCUCUGCUCCCAUCAACGCGCAGCACAAAGCCUGUUCCUUCUUAACUGAAGCUAACAGAUGGGUGGCAUCGGGUGGCGACAACGAGGUGUGUAGAUGCUGUGAAAGCAGCUGCAGGCAGCAGAGGCGGAAAAGGAACCUUGCAGAAGAUGCUGGUCUCGUUCAGUGGACUGGGAGAGCUGCUCUGGGCCCCAUUUGGGUGGAACGGCCCCUCCACACACGCGUGUCACAGCCACAAUCAAACCCCUCACUUCCGACACAAGAAGUGACAGAACCAGCCUCCUCCCCAUCUUUUGUCAUGCUGUGUGCCGUGGGUGCAGCCAUGGCGGCGGUGCUGCUUGCUGUCAUGGCUGCUGCCAUUUGCAGCAGAGUGCACAAACCCACUGUGAAGUUUUGUACCUGACUGGGAAGAAUAAAAGAUUUAUGCUCCGGC
This is a messenger RNA of Doryrhamphus excisus (bluestripe pipefish), 1664 nucleotides long. Its product is annotated as zona pellucida sperm-binding protein 3-like. Gene Ontology annotation, molecular function: acrosin binding. NCBI's taxonomy places the organism in Eukaryota, Metazoa, Chordata, Actinopteri, Syngnathiformes, Syngnathidae. The record is from RefSeq and is a predicted model, not a curated record. Gene Ontology annotation, cellular component: extracellular matrix. Gene Ontology annotation, biological process: positive regulation of acrosome reaction; egg coat formation; binding of sperm to zona pellucida.